UCUUUUUUUUUUUUACUCUGGUUCUUCUUUUAUAUGCUUCCUUUCUGGUUCUGUUUCUAACAAUGGUCACGACCAUGAAGAAGCCUGUGUGUGCGUUAAACGGAGCUGCCAUUGUUGAUGUCCGAGGAAACACGAGUGAAAAGUUUGGCUCCGAAGCCUUCUUCAGUGGAGCUGCCAAAGCAAGUUCAACCGACAAAAUCAUCGCUUCUUCUAGGAGUGGAACACUGAAGGUUCAUUAUGAUAAAGAGAAGCAGAGUUUUGCUCACUGGAAAAGCCAUCACAGUGAUGGAAGGCUCAGUCUUAGCGUAAUGUUGAUUUUUCCACAAGUCAAUAUUUCUAGAUCUGGAAGCAAAAAUUUAUCAUGUUGUCAAUCAAAUGAUGAAAUUAAACUUAUGAUCAUCAUCUAUAUAUAAUAGCAAACCAGUUUUUAAGGUACUGCUGAGUCAGCAGUGUUGACGUCAUGUAUUGUUGAAAGAAAAAAAAUGAA
This is a messenger RNA of Camelina sativa (false flax), 487 nucleotides long. The record is from RefSeq and is a predicted model, not a curated record. NCBI's taxonomy places the organism in Eukaryota, Viridiplantae, Streptophyta, Magnoliopsida, Brassicales, Brassicaceae.